Molecule: messenger RNA, 219 nt
Organism: Fusarium musae
Lineage: Eukaryota; Fungi; Ascomycota; Sordariomycetes; Hypocreales; Nectriaceae
Exons: 3
Coding region: 1-219 (72 amino acids)
Source: RefSeq, a predicted model, not a curated record
AUGCCGAAACGUAAGAAGGCCCAAGAGUACGGAGUGACGGGAUGGUGUCGAAACACGAAGGAUGAAAAGGUCGAGGGCGAGGCUCAAGCCAGUGAAGAAAUCCUAUCGAAAUUCUUCAAGGAUGUAGACAAUGGCCCAAGAUCUGCUCGUGUAGUUAGAGUCUCCCAGGAAGUUCGGCAAAUCAUCGAGGAUGAAAAUGACUUUGUUGUUACUCGUUGA